Molecule: messenger RNA, 1056 nt
Organism: Carica papaya (papaya)
Lineage: Eukaryota; Viridiplantae; Streptophyta; Magnoliopsida; Brassicales; Caricaceae
Product: pentatricopeptide repeat-containing protein At3g24000, mitochondrial-like
Biological process (GO): RNA modification
Molecular function (GO): protein binding; RNA binding
Source: RefSeq, a predicted model, not a curated record
AUAAAGCUCACAGAAUUCCCAAAAUGUAAGAACCAAAGCCAAAUUAAAAAGGGGGAGUAUAAACUAAGAGGCCACCUAUCUCGUGACUAUUGAAAGGUACUUUGUAUCCAAAUGCUCGCCGGACUCGGCAAUGGAGGAAGAAGAACUUUACUCUGACUAGCUGCGAAAAUGCACCAGUAGCUCUGCUCUGCAACGUGGAAGAGCCAUCUAUGCUAAUCUAAUAAAAGGGUAUCUUCCUUUUUCACUUUUUACUCAAAACAAUCUUCUCAAUAUGUAUACAAAGAGUGGGGAUCAUAUCAGUGGGUACAAACUGUUCGAUGAAAUGCCUGAACGAAAUGUGGUGUCUUGGUCCUCCAUCAUUGCUGGCUUUGUCCAACAUGGCUGCCCCUGUGAUGCUCUGUUUUUGUUCCGUUGUAUGCUUCGGGAUGGAACUUCAAGACCCAACCAGUUCACCCUGGUAAGCGCACUUCAAGCCUGCUCGUUAUAUGAGGAUUUGGCUCCUGCUUUCCAGGUUUACUCGUUGGUUGUUCGUUUGGGAUUUGAGUCGAAUAUCUUCUUGAUGAAUGCAUUUUUGACGGCAAUGAUAAGGCAUUGUAAGCUGGGGGAAGCUCUGGAAGUUUUUGAGAAUUCCCAAGAUAAAGAUAUUGUGUCUUGGAAUGCCAUGAUGGCGGGUUACCUGCAGUAUUCUUACUUUCAUGUUCCUGCAUUUUGGUACGGAAUGAUUCGCGAAGGGGUGAAGCCCGAUAGCUUCACUUAUGCAACUGUUCUUACUGGGUUAGCUGCACUUUCUGAUUUGAAAAUGGGACUGCAAGUUCAUGCGCAGCUUGUAAAAUCUGGUCAUGGUGGUGAGAUUUGUGUUGGGAACUCUUUGGCUGAUAUGUACAUCAAGAAUCAGAUAUUGGUAGAUGGGUUCAAAGAAUUUGGUGAAAUGCCACAAAGAGAUGUGUUCGGGUUUGCACUUAAUGGAUACCCUUGUAUUAUCAUCAACAAUGGACUCCACGGUGUGACCAUUCAAAUUAUAUAAUUAAAACUAUAUUUAGAGUUGGGAAGUUGGUG